Molecule: messenger RNA, 459 nt
Organism: Strongyloides ratti
Lineage: Eukaryota; Metazoa; Nematoda; Chromadorea; Rhabditida; Strongyloididae
Product: 7TM GPCR, serpentine receptor class e (Sre) family-containing protein
Exons: 2
Coding region: 1-459 (152 amino acids)
Biological process (GO): sensory perception of chemical stimulus
Cellular component (GO): membrane
Source: RefSeq, a predicted model, not a curated record
AUGAAAUCUAAAAUAUCUAGUCGUGAACUUAAUUUAAGUGAAAAAUAUCAGAUACAAGAAAAUAUAAAACUUUUUAAAUGGUUUUCUUCUUCAAUUAUAACGUUUACAUUAAUUAAUAUUUGUUAUAUAUUAUAUCUAUUCAUAUCAGAAAAUAUUUUAUCAUUUAAAAAUGAUUUUACAUCACUUCAUAAUUGUUUACUUUUUAUUUCAUAUUUUAUUAUAGAAAUAUUUAUAUUAAUUAAAAGACAUAAAAAUAAAAAAAAAGCAGUUCAAAUUUGUGAAGGUGAUGUUUGUGUAAGAAUACCCAAAAAUAAUCCAAAUAAAAUUGUUCAAGAAAGAUUAAAAAAAGCUAAAUCAUCAGGUGGAGCAAAUAUAAAAAUAAUAACACAAGAAAAUAAAACAUUAAAUAUGAAUUAUGAUCAACAAAGUUAUUUCAAUAUUUUAAAACAAUCUUGGUAG